Messenger RNA from Aedes aegypti (yellow fever mosquito), 4221 nucleotides. It is a transcript of the gene Sur-8, whose product is annotated as leucine-rich repeat protein soc-2 homolog. Bases 404 to 2101 code for a protein of 565 amino acids. Gene Ontology annotation, molecular function: protein binding. The record is from RefSeq and is a predicted model, not a curated record. NCBI's taxonomy places the organism in Eukaryota, Metazoa, Arthropoda, Insecta, Diptera, Culicidae. The transcript is spliced from 4 exons.
UCGGGUUUCGGUGAGUCAUUUCAGUUCAGUGUGAGAAGGUUUUGAUGAGACUCGCGUAGACUUCGUUUGUGCGGUGUUGUGCUUCUUGCUGCUGUGCUGUGGUGAAGUCGCAAACAUUUUAGCAGUGAGUGAUUGGAUAUCGGUGCAAAAAGUGGAAAAACUAGUGAAAGGGCAGUUCCGUUUGCCUGUUAGCUUUGGUGGACGGAAAGAAAACAAUCGAUCGAGUCAAAUCGACGCCUGCAUCAACGGAAGAUGGAUUACUGAGAGCACACGAACGAUACACCGAAAAUUACCGAGUUCACUCCCUCUCUACCGGUUGUAUAGUUUGUACAUUAUUUUAAUUUCCUCACAUCAACGAAACAGCGAACGAAGACACCCCUUGAGGCAAUCAGUUCGACGAGGCAUGAAUUUGGGAAGUUCCGGUGGAACGAGCACGUCGGGUCAUUCGAGCAGCAGCUACACGGGUGCCGGCAGCGGAAGUUCAGUGGCAGGCGGGAGUAGCAGCAGCAACAGCGACAUGCCUGCCGAAAUCCGUCCCAAGAUGGUCACGGUCAAGCACCCGGAGUCCAACAAACCGAAACCCACCACCAAGAAGGGUAAAGCCAUCCAGGCCGAUGUCGACGUGAUCAAAGAGUUCCAGCGCUGCAAAGAGGAGGGCAUCCAACGGCUGGACCUAAGCAAAUCUUCCAUCACGAUAAUUCCACCCUCGGUUAAGGACUGCACCAGUCUGGUUGAGUUCUACCUGUACGGCAAUAAGAUAAGCUCUCUGCCUGUCGAAAUCGGUUGUCUUUCCAAUCUGAAAACCCUAGCACUGAACGAAAACUCCCUUACCUCGCUGCCCGAUUCCCUGCAGAACCUGAAACAACUCAAAGUCCUCGAUUUGCGACACAACAAGCUCUCGGAGAUCCCGGACGUCAUCUACAAACUACACACCCUUACCACGCUCUAUUUGCGCUUCAACCGAAUCAAGGUCGUGGGAGAUAACUUGAAGAAUCUCUCGCACCUGACAAUGCUUAGCCUGAGGGAGAACAAAAUCCACGAACUGCCGUCGGCCAUCGGGCACCUGGUGAACCUGACGACGCUCGACCUGUCGCACAAUCACCUGAAGCACCUGCCGGCCGAAAUCGGCAACUGUGUCAACCUGACGGCUCUAGACCUGCAGCACAACGAUCUGCUGGACAUCCCGGAGACGAUAGGCAACCUGGCCAAUCUGAUGCGACUGGGGUUGAGAUACAACCAACUGACAUCGAUUCCGGUAUCGCUGAAGAACUGCACCCACAUGGACGAGUUCAACGUCGAAGGCAAUGGAAUCAGCCAGCUGCCGGACGGUCUUUUGGCCAGCCUCAGCAACUUGACCACCAUUACCCUGUCACGGAAUGCGUUCCACAGUUAUCCUUCUGGUGGUCCAGCCCAGUUCACCAACGUGACCAGCAUCAACAUGGAACACAAUCAGAUCGACAAGAUUCAGUACGGUAUCUUCUCCCGUGCCAAGGGCCUCACCAAGCUGAACAUGAAGGAAAACGCCCUGACGUCCCUCCCCCUAGACAUCGGCACUUGGACGCAGAUGGUUGAGCUCAACUUCGGCACCAACUCGCUGACAAAGCUCCCGGACGACAUUCACUGCCUGCAAAACCUGGAAAUCCUGAUCCUGUCCAACAACGUCCUGAAGCGAAUCCCCAACACGAUCGGUAACCUGAAGAAACUCCGGGUACUGGAUCUAGAAGAGAAUCGACUCGAAUCGCUCCCUUCGGAGAUCGGUCUACUGCACGAUCUUCAGAAACUGAUCCUCCAAUCCAACCAGCUGACUUCCCUGCCCCGAACCAUCGGGCACCUAACGAACCUGACGUACCUGUCGGUCGGCGAGAACAACCUCCAGUUUCUGCCGGAAGAGAUCGGCACGCUGGAAAACCUCGAGUCCCUCUACAUCAACGACAACGCCUCGCUGGUGAAACUCCCGUACGAGUUGGCGCUGUGCCAGAAUUUGGCCAUCAUGAGCAUCGAAAACUGUCCCCUGUCGGCGCUGCCACCGGAAGUGGUCAGCGGUGGUCCGAGCCUGGUGAUACAAUACCUAAAGCUCCACUCGCCGUACCGACAGAUGUGAUUUGUUCCAGCGGCGUAAACUGGAACAGAAACUGUGUUGUAUACAAAUUUGGUUGUUUUCUCUGCGAUUUGGUUAGUUGGUUGGUUGGUUGGACGAUUCGGGCUGAGAGCCCGGACGAAGGCAAUUUGUUUGACCUUGUGCAUGCUGAUAGAAGGGACGACGAUGGAGAGAUGAAACGAUGCAUGCAAAUCAUGUUGGCAAAGAAUGUCCGACCUGCAUGGAAAGUGGCGGCGGCUUUCUUGAACGAGCAUGCACCACUUGCAGGUAACGACGAGCGGAAACACGAACGAAAUGUGUGUUUCGCGUAAUAUUGUUUUAUUUUUAUUGAACGAAGCGGAAGCAGUUUUGGUAAGAAACAACAAAUCAAUGUGAUUGAAAUAAAAGCUUUAAUAAUAUUGCUAUCUAAAGGAAGCAAAUAAGCAAAAAAACUAACUAAUAUGGAAACAGAACAAAAUGUUGCAAAAAUCGACAAUGUGUACAGCAGCAAAAUGAAAUCCGUUAAACUUAAGCUGAAUCAGAUUUGUAAAAACCCGUUGGUGUAUAUCAAUUUAUGGGACGAUUCGAGCGCAGCCUGAUGAACGCGGUAGUGAAAAUAAGGAGCUGGCGCCACGCGGCAUCGUCAUGAGAUACGAGCAGCUGAUCAAUGUUUCCUCUAUUACUGAAACUAUCCAUCGAAGACGAUGCCGGGGCGACGAGUGGCACCAAGGAUCAGUGACGCGAGACGAUCGACCACCCAGACUACGACGGUACGCAAGCAAAAGAGGUAUCAAAUUACGCUCCCGUUUCCCGCUAGCUGCGGGUCUCACACACACAUUCUAUCGCAAAGCAACGCUUUGCAUCUUUUAGCCAUAUAGGUAUCUAAAUCGUAAGGCGCAGACACAUCCAAGAAAUAGGGGAUAUGUAACAGGACAGAAGAAAAAAAAACGGCAAAGGAUAAUCCCCUUUCGGAGUUCUUAUUUGUUUGUGCACAGAACCGCAGAAGCGGCACUUGUUUUUUGGGGAAAUUUGAUCUCAUGUUUUAGCACAAAACCGUUUGUUUGCAAAUUUAGUUACCGAUCAGAAAAAAAAAUGCAUUGAAGCCGUAUUGGUUACGUUUCGUAUAAACUAGCUUUGGCAAACGUUAAGGACGUAUACACCGUAUUAAUUUGUUAACUCGAUGCAAUCUAACGAACAAACACUCGAUUUCAACUGGCAAUCAGUUUUUUUAACUCUAUUCGACUAGUGACUAGAAUAAUUUACGAUAAUGAUCAUCAUGUAUCGAAAUGCUCUAUUGAUAUGCAUGUUAGGUUUAUGCGAUAUUUAGAGAAUCAUUAGGAAAUUUUGUCCAAUCAGCAAUAUUGUUCGAAGGUAUGCAUGAUAGUCUCUUAUUAGUUAUUAUAUUUUAUCCAACCGUUUUUUUAAACUUCUACAUCGCAAAGGUGCUCAAUUUUGUCGUUUGAUUAUUCUAUUUUAAUUUUAUACAACCUUUUUUUUACUUAUGACACAAGAUAUAAUCAAUUACAACGAAUUCAAACCCGUUAUUCAAAUUAUUAUAAUUUGUACUCACAGCAUAACCUUAAAUAUAAGAAAAGAAUAUUUUAAAAAGUUUGGGCACAGUAAACCUUUGAAAAUGCUGUUCAUUCGUGUAAAACGCAAUCUGGAUGCGGGGAUAUACCAUUGAGCUUGUAACGACCUUACCAGAACUUGUACUAUUCCUCUAGCGAAAUUGUUAUGGUUUGCUCCUAUAUAACAUAGGAACAGCCUUUUCAAAUGUUGCUCACUAUUAUAAUAACCUGAUAGCAUUUGUUCUUCCUCUCUUAACGCUAAAUAAACUUAAUUUUCUUUAGUAGACAAAAACAAACUAAAAUCACAAAAAUCUAGUCAAAGAAUUACAAAAAAAAAUGCUAUCAAAACCUUCCAGCGCAUCACUAGCUCCAUAUCGUUUGCAUCGAUGGUUUGUAUUACUAUUACAUUUAUCGCUUCCCAUUUGUUCGUGCACUGUUAAGACGUUGAAACCGUGAUUAUUUGUUUUUCGGUUGACACAAAAAAAAACAAGCAAAAUGAAAUGAACUGGCCUAAUAAACUAGUAAAUGAAAGCCAACCAUUAACGUUGUAAAAUGACAAAACAAACUACAAUUAGG